This is a messenger RNA of Centruroides sculpturatus (bark scorpion), 2615 nucleotides long. RefSeq lists its product as uncharacterized. The transcript has 2 exons. The annotation marks the transcript as partial. The record is from RefSeq and is a predicted model, not a curated record. Gene Ontology annotation, biological process: G protein-coupled receptor signaling pathway. Lineage: Eukaryota; Metazoa; Arthropoda; Arachnida; Scorpiones; Buthidae. Gene Ontology annotation, cellular component: membrane. Gene Ontology annotation, molecular function: G protein-coupled peptide receptor activity.
CGUCCCUAUUACGGAAAAGAAUUGAGCAUCUUCAGAGAGAAGUACACUUCGGUGCACGGUUACAUCUCCGUCAUAGUAUGUCUGUUCGGCAUCUUCGCCAACAUCCUCAACAUCAUCGUUCUGACCAGAAAAGACAUGAUCUCUCCCACCAAUGCCAUCUUGACGGGAUUGGCGGUGGCCGACAUGUGUGUCAUGUCUUCUUAUUUACCAUUCGCCAUUCACAAUUACAUCAGAGUAGACCAGGCGGACGAAGAUAAAUUUUCGUACGGGUGGGCCGCCUUUACUUUGUUUCACGCCAACUUCACCGUGGUAUGUCACACCAUCUCUAUAUGGUUGACCGUCACUUUGGCCAUUUGGAUAUUCCUCUCGGUUAGUUUCCCAGCUAACGUGGUAAAAUGGUGCAAUAUGAAUCGAGCCAAACUAGCUAUAACUUUGACGUACGUUAAUUGCGCAAUAUUUUGUCUACCCGUUUACUUGACCUUCCAAAUUCACGAAGUGCGUGAGAACCAAGAAGUCACUUACCAGAUAGGAUUUAGUAGAAUCGCUCAGAAAAGACAACAGUUAUUCCAAAAUGUCAAUUUUUGGAUAUUUAGUGUUUUGACCAAGUUAGUGCCCUGCGUGUUAUUAACAGGUUUGAGUCUGGGAUUGAUUAGAGUACUGUACGAAGCGGAUUUGAGAAGACAGAGGUUGAAGAAUCGUUCGGAAUGCGACAAAUCGUGCGAUAGAACCACUCGAAUGUUGUUGGCCGUCUUGUUACUCUUUCUAGUCACAGAAUUUCCAUCGGGAAUUUUGGCUCUUCUUAGCGGUAUUUUGGGUAAAGAUUUUUUCGAUAACGUUUAUCAGAAUUUUGGAGAAAUCAUGGACUUUCUGGCACUUGUUAACAGUGCCAUCAAUUUCUUCCUCUAUUGCUCUAUGAGUCGUCAGUUCAGAGAUACCUUUGCAAAACUCUUCACGCCGAAGAUGGUGACUAAGUGGAUAGCAGUUCCCACGGAACCGGAAAUAAAAGAUCGAUCGUUCAGUUUUGUAGAAGAAAACACCAGAAAUCUAAAUCAUUCCGGAAUUAAAGAUUUCUUCUUGAAAAACUCGAGGAUGAACGACUCUCUGAUAGAAUUUUGGUUGGAAUUUGAUAACCAGAUCAGCUUCUGGAGUAACUUGACUGAAAAUUGGUCAUUUUCUAACGUUUCUACACAUAUCGACUUUCGCGUGGAAGAAGAUCCGUUACGUCCCUAUUACGGAAAAGAAUUGAGCAUCUUCAGAGAGAAGUACACUUCGGUGCACGGUUACAUCUCCGUCAUAGUAUGUCUGUUCGGCAUCUUCGCCAACAUCCUCAACAUCAUCGUUCUGACCAGAAAAGACAUGAUCUCUCCCACCAAUGCCAUCUUGACGGGAUUGGCGGUGGCCGACAUGUGUGUCAUGUCUUCUUAUUUACCAUUCGCCAUUCACAAUUACAUCAGAGUAGACCAGGCGGACGAAGAUAAAUUUUCGUACGGGUGGGCCGCCUUUACUUUGUUUCACGCCAACUUCACCGUGGUAUGUCACACCAUCUCUAUAUGGUUGACCGUCACUUUGGCCAUUUGGAUAUUCCUCUCUGUUAGUUUCCCAGCUAACGUGGUAAAAUGGUGCAAUAUGAAUCGAGCCAAACUAGCUAUAACUUUGACGUACGUUUAUUGCGCAAUAUUUUGUCUACCCGUAUACUUGACCUUCCAAAUUCACGAAGUGCGUGAGAACCAAGAAGUCACAUACCAGAUAGGAUUUAGUAGAAUCGCUCAGAAAAGACAACAGUUAUUCCAAAAUGUCAAUUUUUGGAUAUUUAGUGUUCUGACCAAGUUAGUGCCCUGCGUGUUAUUAACAGGUUUGAGUCUGGGAUUGAUUAGAGUACUGUACGAAGCGGAUUUGAGAAGACAGAGGUUGAAGAAUCGUUCGGAAUGCGACAAAUCGUGCGAUAGAACCACUCGAAUGUUGUUGGCCGUCUUGUUACUCUUUCUAGUCACAGAAUUUCCAUCGGGAAUUUUGGCUCUUCUUAGCGGUAUUUUGGGUAAAGAUUUUUUCGAUAACGUUUAUCAGAAUUUUGGAGAAAUCAUGGACUUUCUGGCACUUGUUAACAGUGCCAUCAAUUUCUUCCUCUAUUGCUCUAUGAGUCGUCAGUUCAGAGAUACCUUUGCAAAACUCUUCACGCCGAAGAUGGUGACUAAGUGGAUAGCAGUUCCCACGGAACAAGCCGUUACGCGUGAUACCACUUGCGUGUGAUUACGCGUUACGAAAGCUUUUAAUUGCGCACAAUAUAAUGUUAACGUUAUAAUUAAAGAAUAAUCGUUCGAAAAAAAGCCAGCUCAAAUUCUAUUUGUUAUAUAAAGUUACGUUGUAUUUAAAGACAAAAGUUGUAAAAUAAAGAUGUUAAAGUCGAGAGAGAAAUUUAAUAUCCUCGUUACAAGUUUAACGGGAGUCGAAGGAAAAUUACGAAGGGAUUAACUCGUCUAUAGUUUUAGAAAACUUAUGCAAAAUGUUUAGAUCUUUAUUCACACGGGAACGAAAUUAAAUUAAUUGAUGUUGCAACGAGAAAAUUUCUAUCUUUCAACGGGUUUCGUUGUUAUUAUUCCACCGUCGUUCACUCUUUU